AUGAAAAGUCCUUCAGACUCACACGAAUUAUCAAAUAUAUCAAGUGAAGAAAACUUUAAAUCGUCGACUGAGCUAAAUAAUCUCAAUGAAGAGGAAUUCAAAAUACCAAAUCCCUUGACAAAAUCUAUUCUACAUACUACGUCACCAACAGAAUUAGAACCAAUAAAAUCUGAAGUAUCCGUCAGUUCUUCAUCAGCAUUGACAUCAUCAAUGAUAAUGACAUGCAUGUCUCGGUUGAAAAAUCACUCCAACUCUGAAGAUUACAAUAUCAAUGUGUCAACAUCAGUUUUACUAUCGGAUUCAGAAGCCAGUCAACAGACAGGAGAUCAUAGUGACAACACCAAAGGACGAAUUGCUCAAACAAAACCGUCAGAAAAAUUAACUGUGGAAUACACAUCAUUGCCAUUAACAGAAAACGAGCAGAGUUCUGUGCAAGAACAGAAUAACAAAGAAAACUCAUUGACCCAAUCAAAUUCAGCUGAUAUUUCGAAGAAUAUCCGAUAUCCUGAUUCAUCAGGUCCAGUAACUGAGAAAUAUAUCAAUGUUCUUCUUCUUGGAGAAUCUGGUGUUGGAAAAUCAACUUUCACCAAUGCACUUGUCAAUUACAUUACAUUUGAAUCUUUUCAAAUGGCUCGUUCUGCCAAACCUGUAGUUGUUAUGCCUGUUUCAUUUAUGAUGACUGUCGGUGAUCAAUUUGAUGAAAAGAUUAUUACAUUCGGUGAUGAAGAUUUUAAUGAAGACCACUAUCAUCCAGGACAAUCAGUAACUCAACAUUGUAGAUCAUAUGUUUUUCCAAUUGGCACCAGAACAAAAAUCAGAAUAAUCGACACCCCUGGAAUGGGAGAUACAUGCGAUCUUACUCAAGAUGAUCUUAACUUGCAACAUAUUAUUUCAUUUAUCAGUAAUCUCCCACAUUUAAACGCAAUUUGUAUUCUUCUCAAACCUAAUGAGUCAAGAUUAAAUAUCAUUCUUCGUUCAUACUUUGAUCGUUUGUUAAAGUUUCUAGGUGAAAACGCUCGUCAUAAUAUUAUCUUUUGUUUCACCAAUACUCGAGCGACUUUCUUUGCUCCCGGUAACACUGCUUUACUACUGAAAGAAAUGAUUUCAUCAUGUCCAAUCAAAGAGAUUCCUUUCAGAAAAUCAAAUACAUUUUGUUUCGAUAGUGAAUCAUUUCGUUUUCUAGUCGCUUUACAAAAUGGAAUCAAAUUCGAUGAAUAUCAAGAGAAUGAAUAUCAACAAAGUUGGAGCAGCUCAGUCACUGAAUCAGAUCGUCUACUUCGGUUUAUUUGUGAUCAAGAACUCAAGCCUUAUUUUCAGAAUGAAUGGCGAUCAAUUGAACAUGCUCAAUUCAAAAUCAGUCAAAUGGCUCGUCCAAUGUUGGAAACCUCAAGAAAUAUUCUCCGAAAUAUCAUUUCAUUAGAAAGAAAUCCAAUAGAUCGAUUAAUAAAACUCUGUCCUGUUGCUCUCAGUGACGCAUCAGCUAUUUGUUAUGCAUGUAAACUUACUCGUGAGUGUUUGAAUGACUUUUGGAUAUUUCAAGAUGACUCACAUGUUUUUCCGGAUCAAAGUAAUCACUGCAACUGUGGUCGCAAAAAACAUGUUGUAAUCAAUUAUGAUCUUCAAUAUAUACUUUCUGAUGAAACAAUUAUAGAAUCUUUUCAAUCCAUGAAGUCAACUCUGAAGCAACUGAAAGCAACAAUUAUAGAUUUUGCCCGAUUCUAUACUAAAAUCCGAAAUGAAUCAAGUCAGACAGAUCCUAUUUUGCCUGCCUUGAAACGAAUGAUUGCUGAAGAAAAAGAACUUUGUUUACACAACG
Messenger RNA from Rotaria sp. Silwood2, 1816 nucleotides. Lineage: Eukaryota; Metazoa; Rotifera; Eurotatoria; Philodinida; Philodinidae. The record is from the annotation of a GenBank genome assembly.